ACUGAUAUCCAUGGUUAAUAAAUGUUUUGUUUGUUUGUUUGGAUGUGGUAAUGUUUAUAUGUCAAAUUUAAAGACAUGUAUACGUUAUUGUAUGGCCUGUACAAAUAUAUUGUUCAGAAAGAUGAAUAUUGUGUUUUAAUAUUGGGUUUAGAUAAUGCGGGGAAAACGACGUACCUAGAAGCUGCUAAAACAAAAUUCACGAAGAACUACAAGGGAAUGAAUCCAAGUAAAAUUACAACUACUGUCGGCUUGAAUAUUGGAACAAUUGAUGUUGCUGGUAUACGUCUGAACUUCUGGGAUCUAGGUGGUCAGGAAGAGUUGCAGUCUUUAUGGGACAAAUAUUACGCAGAGUCACAUGCCCUAAUAUACAUUGUGGAUUCUUCAGAUAGGGAUCGUAUUCCAGAUUCCAAAGAAGCAUUUGACAAGAUGAUCUCGAGCGAGAGCCUGGCCGGAGUGCCCCUGCUGGUGCUGGCCAACAAGCAGGACAUCCCCGACUGCAUGGGGGUGCGCGAGGUCAAGCCCAUCUUCAACCAGAGCGCCCACCUGAUUGGCCGGCGGGACUGCAUGGUCAUGCCGGUGUCGGCGCUCACCGGGGAUGGAAUCGAUGAAGGUAUUCACUGGUUGGUGGACUGCAUCAAGAGAAAUAGUGAAAUAAGGCCUGCAAGAAAUCAAGAUGAAACGUAACAGUUUCCCAAAUUGCUCUAAAUAACCAUCAGACUGCUCAAGCUGUGAAUGAAAGACAUUUUUACAUGAUUCAUAAUAAAAUAAAGGUGUGGUGAUGUGUCUUAAUGUAAAAUUUGACCAGUUUGUACUCCUAUUUUGCAGCCAGAUAGGCUAAUCUGAUUUUGCUUAAACUAUUUUAAAUUCUUAUCAAAUUCCAACUCAAAUACUAAAUUCAAUCAAGUCUUAGACACAUAAUUUGUGUGACUUUUUUUCUUAGCACUUGCAGUUAAUUGACUUAAUUCUUACAUUUGCCCAAUUGUCUUGAUUAUAAGAUUUGCAUAUUAACUAAGUUUUUGAGAUUUGAAAAUGAAAUGCAACUUGCAGCCAAACUAAUGUACAUUCCUUAUGAAUAUAAAUAUAUAGGCUUAUAAAUUUAAGGGUGUGUCACAUAAAAAAGGGUUGGCUAGUCUGGUAUCGCAUUAAGAAUAAUUGCUGAUAAUCACAGGUAAGAUACUAAACACUUGAAAAGUUAAAUAACAACCUCUCCUUAUUUAAGUACAGCCUUUUCUUUAGAGAAACUAUAGGAUCAAAGAAUAAGACAUCUUAUAUUUGAGUAUAAAUGGUUGUUGACACAUACAUGCAUUAUACCAACUUUGAUUUGAGGACUCCUGACAUCAAAAAAUUAUUUGACCUAUGUGAUUAAUGGAGUUCAUCUUCUUUUUGUUUUUAAAAAUACUACUUCAAUUGAAAUUGCUUCAUUAGAAUUGGUCCACAAUAAUUUGAUUUGAAAUAAUUUUACAAUAUUCUCAUUGGUAUGAACAUCAUAAUUUCAUGAACAUCAUCUCUAUUGGUUUUAAUCUAUCAUACAUACAUUAGUGAUUAGUCUAACCUGUGGGUUAUUACCCUCUUUUAUCGCAUAAUCGUCGCACGCGCGUAAUCGUCGCACCCCUACUUUUCAAACUUGAUUUUAGAAUCAAAUGUGCGACGAUUAUGCGAGAAAACACGGUAUUCAUUUGUAUCUUGUUCAUGAGUUUGUUUUGUUACUGUUCACAGAUUAAAUACUGUUAUUUGACCUUAUUAAAUACAUUUGGAAUAUU
Messenger RNA from Bacillus rossius redtenbacheri, 1760 nucleotides. RefSeq names its product ADP-ribosylation factor-related protein 1 (gene Arfrp1). Gene Ontology annotation, biological process: Golgi to plasma membrane protein transport; protein localization to Golgi apparatus; intracellular protein transport. The transcript is spliced from 5 exons. The record is from RefSeq and is a predicted model, not a curated record. The coding region runs from base 76 to 684 and encodes 202 amino acids. NCBI's taxonomy places the organism in Eukaryota, Metazoa, Arthropoda, Insecta, Phasmatodea, Bacillidae. Gene Ontology annotation, cellular component: Golgi apparatus. Gene Ontology annotation, molecular function: GTPase activity; GTP binding.